Messenger RNA from Mauremys reevesii (Reeves's turtle), 6405 nucleotides. It is a transcript of the gene BCL11B, whose product is annotated as BAF chromatin remodeling complex subunit BCL11B. The transcript has 4 exons. Gene Ontology annotation, biological process: positive regulation of transcription by RNA polymerase II. Gene Ontology annotation, cellular component: nucleus. Gene Ontology annotation, molecular function: DNA-binding transcription factor activity; RNA polymerase II cis-regulatory region sequence-specific DNA binding. NCBI's taxonomy places the organism in Eukaryota, Metazoa, Chordata, Testudines, Geoemydidae. The record is from RefSeq and is a predicted model, not a curated record. Bases 746 to 3478 code for a protein of 910 amino acids.
UAGAGAGACAGAGCGCUCCCAGAGAACCAGGACUCCGCCAUCUUCACAUUGCAAUAUAUAAUAGUAAUAGCCAGCACCAACCCAGCUGCACUGGGGGCUUCCUUCCUUCCAGUCCCAGUGCCAGGCGAGGGGGAGCAGUGCAAAGUGGUGCAGAGGCAUUGGCAAUCCAAAAGCACUAGGGCAAAGCAGUGCCACUUGAACUGGGAAAGAGGAGACACAGUUUUGGCUACCCCUUUAAAAAAACCCAGCAAGGGUCAAUUUCUGAAAAAAAUAUUUUUGGGGGCAUUUUUGUGUGUGUGGGCAAUCCCCAUUCUGUACUUUAAAAAAAAUCCUGAUUUUUUUUACCCUCCUGGUGGAAGAAGUGCACUUGCCAAUUUGCCAGGCACUCUGGAGAGAGAGAGAGAGAAAAAGUGUCACUGUUGGUGCAAAUCCUCCCAAGUUCAAGAAGAGAUUUGGAAGUCCAAGUGACAGAAGCAGUGGAGAAAAGACAGUGAGAGAGAGAAAGAAAGAGCUUUUCCUGAUGAUGAUGUUUUUUUAAUUCAGGGGGAUAUCCCACCUAGUGCACCAGAACAACAAAAAAAGAGGGUUUUUCUUGUCUCCAUUUAUUUUAUUUUUUAAAACGAAGAAAUCAAUAAAGAAGAAGACGAAAGAGUGAACGAAAAAAAAGAGGAGGAAGAUCCGCCCCCCCACAUCCCCCCCAACCCAGUACAGCUCUCCGGGCGAUGCCAGUGUAAAUGCCAGGGCAAUGUCCCGUCGCAAGCAGGGAAACCCGCAGCACUUGUCACAAAGAGAGAUUAUCACACGUAAGUUUGAAUUUGAAACAAGAACGAUCAGAAAUCAAGCCUCAAAAGGGGGAAAAAGUCCAGGAAAAGCCAAGUCUACAGAGGCUGACCAUGUGGAAACGGUGCUUGCCGACGAAGAUGAGACCCUGGCAAUAGCGGAGCCGGGCAGCAUCAGCAUCGCCCCAGGUGGGACAGACCCCGAUUUGUUAACCUGUGGACAGUGUCAGAUGAACUUCCCCCUGGGAGACAUCUUGGUUUUUAUAGAGCACAAGAAGAAACAGUGCAAUGGCACUGGUGGUGUCUGCUAUGAAAAGAGCCUGGAUAAGAGCAGCCCUCCCCCCUCGUCCCGCUCCGAGCUCAGGAAAGUGUCAGAGCCAGUGGAAAUCGGGAUCCAAGUCACACCCGAUGAAGAUGACCGUCUUCUCACGCCUACAAAAGGAAUUUGCCCCAAGCAGGAGAACAUUGCAGGGCCGUCCAGGCCUGCAAAGCUGCUGGGGGCUCCCAUAGCUGCCUCCUCCCACCCUCACACAUCAGUGAUCACGUCACCUCUCCGCGCAUUGGCCUCUCUCCCGCCCUGCCUUAGCCUGCCCUGCUGUGGUGCCCGUGCAGUCUCAGUUGGCGGGACUCAGACUGAGACUCAGACUGAGACUUCAGGCACAUUUGGAUGUCAUUGUCAGUUGUCAGGUAAAGAUGAGCCUUCAAGCUAUAUUUGCACAACAUGCAAGCAGCCUUUUAAUAGCGCUUGGUUCUUGCUUCAGCAUGCCCAGAACACACAUGGAUUCCGCAUCUACCUGGAAACCAGCCCUUCAAACAGUUCCCUUACUCCACGCAUCACCAUCCCUCCUCCUCUGGGACCAGAGACUGUUGCACAGUCCCCGCUGAUGAAUUUUCUUGGAGACAACAACCCUUUUAGUCUUUUGCGGAUGACGGGCCCCAUCCUACGUGAUCACCCUGGAUUUGGUGAGGGUCGGCUCCCCAACACACCUCCACUGUUCAGCCCACCGCCUCGUCAUCAUCUGGAUCCACAUCGCCUUAGUGCCGAAGAAAUGGGGUUAGUUGCCCAGCAUCCCAGUGCCUUUGACAGAGUUAUGCGUUUAAACCCCAUGGCAAUUGAGUCCCCAGCGAUGGAUUUCUCCAGAAGGCUUCGAGAACUGGCAGGAAACAAUUCUACCCCUCCUCCAGUCUCACCGAAUCGCACCAACCCUAUGCAUCGCUUGUUGAAUCCUUUCCAGCCUAGCCCUAAAUCACCCUUUUUGAGCACCCCGCCAUUGCCACCAAUGCCCCCAAGCAGCACUACGCCGCCGCAGCCUCAGGCGAAGAGUAAGUCCUGUGAAUUCUGUGGGAAAACAUUCAAGUUCCAGAGUAAUCUUAUCGUGCACCGACGCAGUCAUACAGGAGAAAAGCCCUACAAAUGUCAACUCUGUGAUCAUGCUUGCUCCCAGGCCAGCAAGCUAAAACGUCAUAUGAAAACACAUAUGCACAAAGCUGGCUCCAUGACAGGCAGGUCAGAUGAUGGACUCUCCACCACAAGUUCUCCUGAGCCAGGCACAAGUGAGCUCACUGGAGAGGGACUAAAAUCCAGUGAGACAGAUUUCAGGAAUGAGAGUGAUCCCUCCCUGGGCCAUGACAAUGAAGAAGAGGAAGAAGAAGAGGAGGAGGAAGAGGAGCUAGAAAAUGAGAGCAGGCCAGAGUCAAGCUUCAGCAUGGACUCAGAGCUAAGUCGUAAUCGAGAGAACGGUUCCAAAUCGCUACCAGAUGAAAAAUCCCUUGUCCUUGGAAAAGUUAUAGAGAAUGUAAGUCUCGGUGCCAUCCAGCAAUACAGUGACAUGCUAGUUGAAAAACAGAAGAGGAGUAGCUUCAUGAAAAGGUCUUCUGAUCAGCGAGACCUGUGUCCUCGAGACCUCUGUCAGAGAGACACAGGCGACGAAGACUCAGUGGCAGGAGAACUUGACCGCACUGAGGAAGGGACAGUCAAUGGAAGAAACUUUGGCCCAGGCGAGCCCUUCCCAGGCUUGUUCCCUCGCAAGCCAACACCUAUCACGAGCCCCAGUUUAAACAACUCUUCUAAAAGAAUAAAAAUAGAGAAAGAUUUGGACUUACCACCAGCAACAAUAAUACCUUCUGAAAAUGUUUACUCCCAGUGGCUGGUAGGGUAUGCAGCAUCAAGGCACUUCAUGAAGGAUCCGUUUCUAGGAUUCACAGACUCCCGACAAUCCCCCUUUGCAACUUCUUCUGAGCAUUCUUCAGAGAACGGAAGCCUGCGUUUCUCCACUCCACCAGGUGACAUGCUGGAUGGGGGUCUCUCAGGGCGCAGUGGGACAGCGAGCGGAGGCAGCACUCCCCACAUCAGUGGACCUGGUCCCGGUCGACCCAGUUCAAAGGAAGGGCGGAGGAGCGAUACAUGCGAGUACUGUGGCAAGGUCUUUAAGAACUGCAGCAACUUAACGGUGCACCGCCGGAGCCACACUGGAGAGCGGCCUUACAAAUGCGAGCUCUGCAACUAUGCAUGUGCCCAGAGCAGUAAGCUGACACGUCAUAUGAAAACGCAUGGCCAGAUAGGGAAGGAGGUCUACCGCUGCGACAUUUGCCAGAUGCCCUUCAGUGUUUACAGCACCCUGGAGAAACACAUGAAAAAGUGGCAUGGAGAACAUUUGCUGACAAAUGACGUCAAAAUUGAGCAGGCAGAAAGAAGCUAAGACCCCCCACUGGGUUAAAUCAGGGGUCUAGGUAACAUUUAAUUUGUACAGUUUAACUAUUGCCAACUGAGAAAAGCUGACCUAACUUGCCUCCGUAAACAUAACUUAGCAUAACUAUAGUAGGUGCCAGACCUUGGCACUUAAAUAUAACCUGUGUCUACAAAGUUCUAUUAAACCUGAGGGUUGAUUAAGGCAGUAAAAUUGUGGAGCCUUUUAACUGUGCAAUAAUUUCUGUAUUUAUUGGGUUUUUGUAAUUUUUUGGCAUGUGCAGGUACUUUUUUUUUAUUCUUUCUGUUUAAAUUUCUUUUAAAAUUUUGUUGGGUAUCCCUUUUUAAUUUUACCCAGUAGUAGCCUGAGAUUACUUGCAUUGUAGGGGGAGAGGCAUAUCUUUUUAAAUUAUAAUUUUGGGGCCGCUGCUUUGUUGAAAUUUAAGCUAAGCAUGUGUAAUUUCUUGUGAAGAAGCCAACAUUUUAACUGAAUUCUUCUUCUUCUUCUUCUUCUUCUUCCUUUUUUAUAAAAUAACCUUGGAGAUUAGGGAAAAUAAAAUUGUACAGCGGAUAACAAUCUUUAAAAUUAGCACUUUCUUUUGGAAUUGGAUUUGAUAUGUAGCACUGACAAUGUCGCUAAAGAUAGAGGCCUUUUCUGUGUAGACUUCAACAUUAAAGUUAUGUCAACUAAAAAGACAUGGGUGCAGGUAUUUUCUGAAGGCAGCUACAUUGAACAAAGCAAUAGCAUUCUUAAUUGUGGAUUAUUAUCAGAUAGUUUCUUAGCGUUAUUAAUGAUAUGUACUGAGAUGCCGCCAUUUUGUCACUUGUUCCAGGUUCAGUAAUUAAAAUAACCGAAAGAAUCCUCACAGUUGUCAUAAAAGCUCUUUUAAGGUAUUGUAGCAUCCUUCUCCACCCUUGGAUGAAUGAAAUGCCAUUCUUUUAGUUUACCACACACACACACACACACAAAUCUAAACAAGUUUGGGAUAUAUGUAGAGACCACCAACUCAGCUCAGAAGUAUACUGCAACUAGAAUCGCUAUAAUUAAGGCAAUUGUAACUAGGGCUGAUUGGUAAUUUCUCAAUCCGAUAGAAUAGAAUUUAUAAAGUAUUUGGAUGGCGAGUAGAAAAUAUCAGGAUUAUCUCAUAUAAUGCACAACAAUGUUAUUGUGAGGAAGGGGAAAAAUUAAUCAUUCUACGUGUAAUGGGCUGAUUCUGCUCCCACUGAAGUCAAUGAGAGUUUUCCCGUUGACUUAAUUGGGAGCAGGAGCAGGCCCUAUAUGAGCAAAGCAUUGUAGGAAAAAAAUGCAGCUGCUUUGUUUUCCAGUUGUUUUAUUUUUUAGCAUAUUAGGACUAAUAAUAAUGAAGAGUGGACAAUUAAGGUUAGACAUUUUCAUUACGUUGACCCGCACUUUAAAACUUUUGUUUGUGUUUAAGAGAAAAUGGCUUCUGAACAAGAAAUUACAGCAUAUUCUUCUCCUUGGCCCAAAGGUGGGUUAAACUGUAAGGGAACAGCUGAGAUUAAGUGUCAGUGUUGCUAAGCAUGGCAUUCACAAUACUGGCACUAUAAAGAAAAAUAAAAUAAAAAUAAUUUAUUGGACAGUUUUUCUACUGCCAUUCAAUUUGACGUGAGUGCCUUGAAAACUGAUCUUCCUAUCUGAGUCUCUUGAGACAAAUGCAAAACGUUUUUGUGAAAUGAAAAGACUUUUAAAAAAGUAAAACAAGAAAAGUACAUUCUUUAAGGGGAAAAAAAAGAGCCACAUUUACUUUAAAAAAAUUACUGGUUGAAGAUAGUGGACAUGAAAAUGCCAUAAGACCCAAUCAAAUGAAGAUGCAUACCCAGCACAACUUCGGACAUCCAUUAGCUGAAUUAUUCUCAGCCUUUUUUUUUUUUCAGGACAACGCUGCUUAGGAAAUGGAAUGGAAAUGAUUUACUGCUGAAUUAAAACUCAUAUGACACAAAUUACGAGUUAUCAUUGAAUGAGAAAAAAACAAUUCAGGAACAAUGGCGAAUUUUUUUUAAAAGUUAAAUUUAGUGCACUCUGUCUUAAAAUACGUUUACAGUAUUGAAUACAUACAAGGGUAAAAAAAAUUGUGUGUAUGUGUGUUUGAGCAAUCUUUUUUUUUUCAAAGUUUGCUUAAUAGGUUAUUAAAAAAAUGCCAUGAUGGCCAUGUGUAUAUUGUUUUCUUUUGGUGACGGGGUUUUAGUAUAUAUUAUAUAUAUUAAAAUUUCUUGAUUACUGUAAAAGUGGACCAGUAUUUGUAAUAAUGGAGAAUGCUUGGGCAUUUUACAAAACCAGAAAGAAAAAACAAAAAAACAAAAAACCAGAAAAAAAAAUCUUUUCUUUUUUUCCUUGAAAAUGUUGCAGUAAAAUUUAAAUGGUGGGUCUAUAAAUUUGUUCUUGUCACUGUAACUGUAAAGUCUUGAGUUUUAGUAAAUUUUUUUCUGCUUUGGGUGUUGAAUUUUUAUUUCAAAAAAUGUAUAGAAACUUGUAUUUGGGGAUUAAAAGGUGAUUGCUACACCAUGUAGAAAAAGUAUGUAGAAAAAAGUGCUUAAUAUUGUUAUUGCUUUGCAGAAAAAAAUCACGUUUCUGACCUAUACCUAUUUUUCUCUUCCCCCUCCCCUCCCGUCUGGAAUGGAUAUUGAUAUUGGUUGAUUCAUAUGAUGUAGGCACUCGCUGUAUUUUUACUGAAGCUUGUAAUUUUUUAACUGUACGCUUGUCCUUUUAAAGGGAUUUAAUGUACCUUUUUGUUAGUGAAUUUGGAAAUAAAAAUAAAAACAAACAAACAGGCUGCCAAUAAUAUAUUUUUUUAAUUUGGCAGGAUAAAAUAUUGCAAAAAAAAAAAAUUUGUAUGUUAAGUCCUUAUUGUACAGGAAAAAAAGUGGGGGGGGGAGGGGUUGUUAGACGACCUUUAAGUAAAAGAAACAAAACAAAAUAAC